CAAUUUCACCCUCUUGACUGAGGUGCCCUCCAGCUCCAAACAAAAAUCAACAUCGCCCUUUGGUCUCUUUCCAACCCAACCCAACCCAACCCACUCUUCCCUCCGUCAAAGCUAGGUCUACUUCAGCUCGACGACUUCGGCCCAUUUCUCUCCUCCUUCUCUCUACUCCUCCAGAUUACAUUCAUCCACAUCCAUCAACAUGCGUGAGAUUGUUCACCUCCAGACCGGUCAGUGCGGUAACCAAAUUGGUGCUGCUUUCUGGCAAACCAUCUCUGGCGAGCACGGCCUCGACAGCAAUGGUGUCUACAAUGGUACCUCCGAGCUUCAGCUCGAGCGCAUGAGUGUUUACUUCAACGAGGCCUCUGGCAACAAGUAUGUUCCCCGAGCCGUCCUCGUCGACCUCGAGCCUGGUACCAUGGACGCCGUCCGUGCUGGUCCCUUCGGUCAGCUCUUCCGUCCCGACAACUUCGUUUUCGGUCAGUCCGGUGCUGGAAACAACUGGGCCAAGGGUCACUACACUGAGGGUGCCGAACUUGUCGACCAGGUUCUCGACGUCGUCCGCCGUGAGGCUGAGGGCUGCGAUUGCCUCCAGGGUUUCCAGAUCACCCACUCUCUCGGUGGUGGUACCGGUGCCGGUAUGGGUACUCUGCUCAUUUCCAAGAUCCGCGAGGAAUUCCCUGACCGAAUGAUGGCCACCUUCUCCGUCGUUCCCUCCCCCAAGGUCUCUGACACCGUCGUUGAGCCCUACAAUGCCACCCUCUCCGUCCACCAGCUGGUCGAGAACUCCGAUGAGACCUUCUGUAUCGAUAACGAGGCCCUCUACGAUAUCUGCAUGCGCACCCUGAAGCUGUCCAACCCCUCCUACGGUGACCUCAACUACCUCGUUUCUGCUGUUAUGUCCGGUGUCACCACCUGUCUCCGUUUCCCCGGUCAGCUGAACUCCGAUCUCCGAAAGCUCGCCGUCAACAUGGUGCCUUUCCCUCGUCUACACUUCUUCAUGGUUGGAUUUGCUCCUCUGACCAGCCGUGGUGCUCACUCUUUCCGCGCUGUCAGCGUUCCUGAGUUGACCCAACAGAUGUUCGACCCCAAGAACAUGAUGGCUGCUUCGGACUUCCGCAAUGGUCGCUACCUGACCUGCUCGGCCAUUUUCCGUGGCCGUGUCGCUAUGAAGGAGGUCGAGGAUCAGAUGCGCAACGUCCAGAACAAGAACUCUUCUUACUUCGUUGAAUGGAUUCCCAACAACAUCCAGACAGCCCUUUGUGCCAUCCCUCCCCGAGGACUUACGAUGUCUUCGACCUUCAUCGGAAACUCCACUUCUAUUCAGGAGCUCUUCAAGCGUGUUGGUGAGCAGUUCACUGCCAUGUUCCGACGCAAGGCUUUCUUGCAUUGGUAUACUGGUGAGGGUAUGGACGAGAUGGAGUUCACUGAGGCUGAGUCCAACAUGAAUGAUCUUGUCUCUGAAUACCAGCAGUACCAGGAUGCUGGUAUUGAUGAGGAGGAAGAGGAGUACGAGGAGGAGCUCCCUGAGGGCGAGGAGUAAAUCUACUCCGCAGUGUGCUGAAAUAACUGGCCGCUAUGUUAUGUUUGUCGUAUAGCCGGCCCGCAACUUCUUUUCGAGUGUAGUUGUUGUAAUUCUGGGGUAAAGAUAUCCUCAAUAGUGGCAGUACACCAUAGUUGUAUGAGCCGAAUAAAAUUCCAAGAGUACUAUUGUACCAAUUCAAUUCUCAAAGAUGGUGAAACUAGCA
Messenger RNA from Fusarium verticillioides 7600, 1745 nucleotides. Its product is annotated as tubulin beta chain. The transcript is spliced from 5 exons. Gene Ontology annotation, cellular component: microtubule; cytoplasm. Gene Ontology annotation, biological process: microtubule cytoskeleton organization; mitotic cell cycle. Gene Ontology annotation, molecular function: GTPase activity; structural constituent of cytoskeleton; GTP binding. The coding region runs from base 200 to 1540 and encodes 446 amino acids. NCBI's taxonomy places the organism in Eukaryota, Fungi, Ascomycota, Sordariomycetes, Hypocreales, Nectriaceae. The record is from RefSeq and is a predicted model, not a curated record.